UUGGCUCUGCUUCCAUGAACAACCACAGUAGUCGCUCACACAGUGUGCUGACUGUACACGUGCAUGGUGAAGAUACAUCUGGAAACAUAAUCCAUAGUUGCCUACAUUUGGUGGAUCUUGCUGGUAGUGAACGAGUUGACAAGUCGGAAGUUACUGGCGACGGCGUCAAAGAGGCACAACAUAUUAACAAGUCUCUCUCUUGGUUGGGUGAUGUGAUCACAGCAUUGGCACAGAAGAACUCCCACAUCCCUUAUAGAAACAGCAAACUCACUUUACUCUUGCAGAACUUUUUAGGUUUGUGCAAUUAG
Messenger RNA from Capsicum annuum, 308 nucleotides. RefSeq names its product kinesin-like protein KIN-14L. The transcript is spliced from 2 exons. The coding region runs from base 15 to 308 and encodes 97 amino acids. Gene Ontology annotation, molecular function: microtubule binding; microtubule motor activity; ATP binding. NCBI's taxonomy places the organism in Eukaryota, Viridiplantae, Streptophyta, Magnoliopsida, Solanales, Solanaceae. Gene Ontology annotation, biological process: microtubule-based movement. The record is from RefSeq and is a predicted model, not a curated record.